CCCAACACUUACGCCGUCGGGCCCCUCCACGCACUCGUUGAAUCAAUUACCUCAUCAACUGUCUCCGCCAGUCUUUUGGCCGAGGACCCCUCGGCCCUCUCCUGGCUGGACGCCCAGCCCGACCGAUCCGUUGUCUAUGUUAGCUUCGGCAGCAUCACGCAGCUGACAAAGGGAGAUUUUGCAGACUUCUGGCACGGGUUUGUCGACAGCGGUUUCCGUUUCUUGUGGGUGAUAAGGCCUGACCUGGUGGCCGGUGGAGCCGCUGUGGUCGAGACGACAGAGUCGAGGGAGAGGGUGAGAUUGGUAUCGUGGGCUCCGCAGGAGGAGGUGCUGAAACACCGUGCGGUGGGGUGUUUCCUUACGCACAGCGGGUGGAAUUCGACGGUGGAGAGUGCGGCGGCAGGAGUACCGAUGUUGUGUUGGCCGUGGGCAUGGGAUCAGCAGGUUAAUAGUAGAUUGGUUGGGGAGGUGUGGAAGGUUGGUUUGGAUAUGAAGGAUGUGUGUGGCAGGGAGAUGGUGGAGAAG
Molecule: messenger RNA, 525 nt
Organism: Phalaenopsis equestris
Lineage: Eukaryota; Viridiplantae; Streptophyta; Magnoliopsida; Asparagales; Orchidaceae
Product: 7-deoxyloganetic acid glucosyltransferase-like
Exons: 1
Molecular function (GO): UDP-glycosyltransferase activity
Source: RefSeq, a predicted model, not a curated record